UGGGUUUAGGAAAAAUGAAAAAACACAAACCCCUCCCUGUCCAAAAAAAGACAGAUGUAGAGGAUGACAAGAGAGAACAUUUAUAAGUUGAAAUCAGAGCAAACGAUAGAGAGGUUUUACAUUUUUUAGUUUAGUAAAGAUUAUGGAUUUGGUUUUCCCUCAAAAUCUAAAACCCAACACUCUCUCUUGGCCAUCAUCAUCAACUCUAUUCCUUCCUUGGAACUCAAAACCAUGGCGUCCACGCACCCUCACCCCUGCCUCCAAGCUUAAACAUGUCAAAAUUCGUAGUGAGUUUGAUGGCAAAGUAAAUGGGGCUCUCUCUAAUGACUUUGACCCCCGCUUUCUCGACAGGCAAAAAGCACUGGAAGCAGCAAUGAAUGAUAUAAAUAGCUCAUUUGGAAAAGGAAGUGUUACAAGAUUAGGCAGUGCUGGUGGUGCUUUGGUUGAAACCUUUCCCAGUGGCUGUUUGACAUUAGACUUUGCCUUAGGUGGUGGCCUUCCCAGAGGGAGAAUUGUAGAGAUAUUUGGGCCAGAAAGUAGUGGAAAAACCACCUUGGCACUCCAUGCAAUCGCAGAAGUGCAGAGGCUGGGAGGGAAUGCAAUGCUUGUUGAUGCAGAGCAUGCUUUUGAUCCAGCAUAUUCUAAAGCAUUGGGAGUGGAUGUAGAAAAUUUGAUUGUUUGCCAACCCGAUCAUGGGGAGAUGGCACUUGAGAUCGCAGAUCGUAUGUGCAGAUCUGGUGCCAUAGAUCUUAUCUGUGUUGAUUCUGUCUCAGCUCUCACUCCACGGGCAGAGAUUGAAGGUGAGAUUGGGAUGCAGCAAAUGGGUUUGCAAGCACGCCUUAUGAGCCAGGCUUUGCGUAAAAUGUCAGGAAAUGCCUCGAAAGCUGGUUGUACUCUCAUUUUUUUGAAUCAAAUAAGAUAUAAGAUUGGUGUGUAUUAUGGAAAUCCAGAAGUGACGAGUGGAGGAAUUGCAUUAAAGUUCUUUGCCUCUGUUCGGCUUGAGAUACGAUCUACUGGGAAGAUAAAGUCUGUUAAAGGAGAUGAAGAAAUUGGGCUUCGGGUACGUGUAAGAGUGCAAAAGAGCAAGGUGUCAAGGCCAUACAAGCAGGCUGAGUUUGAAAUUAUCUUUGGAGAGGGAGUGAGCAAUUUGGGUUGCAUUUUGGACUGUGCUGAGAUGAUGGAUGUUGUGGUAAAGAAGGGCUCUUGGUAUAGCUAUGAGGACCACAGGUUGGGGCAGGGAAGAGACCGAGCAUUACAGUACUUGAAAGACAACCCCAAUCUUCAAGAUGAAAUAGAAAAGAUUGUUCGGUCCAAGAUGGCAGAUACAGGACAAGUAAGCUCUCCACUUGUGAAGAACUUGCCAUUGCCACAUCAAGAGGAAGACAUUUAUGAGGAUAUACAAUGAGAAUGGGCAACUACUACUAAUGACUGAUGCUCUCUAUACUGAAUGACGGAAGAGGUAGUGAUGGAGGUUAAAGGCUGAAACGAAUGUCUUUUCCCUAUGUGCAUCAACUGUAAGCCAGUUAGGUUUGAUCAGUUGAUAUUUUUCCCCAUCUAUCCACUUCCAAAAUGAAAAAGAACACUGAUUUUGGAGGAAAUUGAAAUUGGAAUCUCUAAUUGUUGUAUUAUUGACAAAAGAAAAAGAAAAGAAAA
This is a messenger RNA of Quercus robur (English oak), 1653 nucleotides long. Its product is annotated as DNA repair protein recA homolog 1, chloroplastic. The coding region runs from base 143 to 1405 and encodes 420 amino acids. Gene Ontology annotation, molecular function: ATP binding; ATP hydrolysis activity; ATP-dependent DNA damage sensor activity. The record is from RefSeq and is a predicted model, not a curated record. Lineage: Eukaryota; Viridiplantae; Streptophyta; Magnoliopsida; Fagales; Fagaceae. Gene Ontology annotation, biological process: DNA repair. The transcript has 13 exons.